Molecule: messenger RNA, 1468 nt
Organism: Panonychus citri (citrus red mite)
Lineage: Eukaryota; Metazoa; Arthropoda; Arachnida; Trombidiformes; Tetranychidae
Gene: aay
Product: phosphoserine phosphatase-like
Exons: 5
Coding region: 276-968 (230 amino acids)
Biological process (GO): dephosphorylation; L-serine biosynthetic process
Cellular component (GO): cytoplasm
Molecular function (GO): L-phosphoserine phosphatase activity; magnesium ion binding
Source: RefSeq, a predicted model, not a curated record
UCUUUACUCGGAUCCGAACAUCAGAUUGAGUUUGAUUAUUGAUUUUUUCUUUUUUCAUUUCAUUUUCUCUUCCAAUUAAAGUGCAAUCAAUUAGUGUCAAUCCAUUUAUCCAACAACGUGCAACAUAGUUGAAAGUUUCCUUUGUCCAAAUAACAUCAAAGUACAAAUUGGAAAAGAAUAAAUUUCUUUUCUUUAGAACCAAAACAUUGCCCUUAGUCCCACGUAUACAAGAACCAACGAAAUCUGUGAUUUUUACCCUUGGCAACACUUUGAUCAUGUCGAACAAUAAAGAAACUCGAGAAAUUUGGAGAUCGGCUGAAGCUGUUUGUUUCGACGUUGAUUCAACAGUUUGUCGAGAUGAAGCUAUUGACGAAUUGGCGAAAUUUGCUGGAGUCGAAAAAGAAGUCGCUGAAAUGACUCGAGUUGCCAUGCGAGGUGGUUGUUCAUUUCAAGAGGCUUUAGCUCAAAGAUUAGCUCUAAUUAAACCGACACAACAUAUGGUGGAAAAGUUCAUUACAACAAAACCGCUUCGUUUGACCCCAGGCAUCAGAGAGCUAAUUGCUUUGCUUCACAAUCGUGAGGUCGAUGUCUACCUGGUGUCAGGAGGUUUUGAUGUAAUCAUUGAACCAUUAGCCAAAGAGCUUGGAAUACCUGUUAAGAACAUUUUUGCCAAUCGAAUCAAAUUCUUCUAUGAUGGUAGUUAUGCAGGAUUCGAUGAAACUGUUCCGACAUCUCAAUCAGACGGUAAAGCUCGAGUUGUUGCUCUUCUUAAAAAACUUUUCGGCUACAAGAGAGUCGUAAUGGUUGGUGAUGGGGCCACUGAUUUGGAAGCUUAUCCCACCGCCGAUGCAUUCAUUGGAUUUGGUGGAAAUCAAGUUCGGGAAACAGUUCGUAAAGAAGCUCCUUGGUUCGUUAUGAGUUUCUACGAACUCAUGGCAGAAUUGAAUCGAAAUCCAAUGAUCGACUAAUUGAAUUUCAACACUGAAUCUUAAUCUCAAGUUUAAUCACAAUCAAGUCAUCGAAACUCAUCAAACUUGUCAACAUUUUAAUUCGACGAAAUCGAAAUGCCAAGACAUCUAAUCAAUUGAACAAUUUACAAAUGAAACAAAUUCAUUAAUAAUUACCCAAUGAAUUCUUCCAAUUAACAAUAUUUUCGUAAAGAUAACCAAUACGAAUUUAACAAUAAUCUUAAGCAAUUAAUAAAUUAAGUGCAUAAUAAUUACUAUUUUCAACAAUUAAAGCAAAUAAACAAGAGCCAUUUGGUUUGCAACUUAAUCUAACAAAAUAGUAACAAUUAACAAGAUCUUCUGGUUACUUGAUAAAAUUCAAUAUGAAAUGUAAUCAAUAUUUAAUUACUUUUUCGAAUCAAUGUAACAAUCAAUAAACCAAACAAUUCGCUUGUCCAGUUACAUGUAAAUAAUGAGUAUUGAAAAUUAAACUUGACAAAAAUUCGUCCAAAUCAACAAAA